AUGGUACACAUGAAUGUCCUGACUGAUGCCCUCGAGAGCAUCAACAAUUCUGAAAAGAGAGGCAAACGCCAGGUUCUUACUAGGCUCUGCUUCAAAGUCAUCGUUAGGUUUCUAACUGUGAUGAUGAAACAUGGUUACAUUGGAACUCCCAUUGGCAAAUUUGAAAUCAUGGAUGAUCCUAGAGCUAGGAAAAUUGUUGUGAACCUCACAGGCAGACUAAAUAAGUGUGGAGUUAUCAGCCCCAGGUUUGAUGGGCAACUCAAAGAUCUAGAAAAAUGGCAGAAUAAGCUGCUCCCAUCCUGUCAGUUUGGGUUCAUUGUAUUGACAACCUCAGCUGGCAUCAUGCACCACGAAGAAGCAAGAUGA
Molecule: messenger RNA, 366 nt
Organism: Sus scrofa (pig)
Lineage: Eukaryota; Metazoa; Chordata; Mammalia; Artiodactyla; Suidae
Product: small ribosomal subunit protein uS8-like
Biological process (GO): translation
Cellular component (GO): ribosome
Molecular function (GO): structural constituent of ribosome
Source: RefSeq, a predicted model, not a curated record